CACAUGAAUCAUCAUUAAGACCCACAACAGCCCCAAAGAAAAUACAGUUUCCCGCGCGGUAAAGGUAAGCUGAGACGGAGAAUGGGUCAGGCACGAGACAACUCUUGCCGCGAAGCCUCGGCUCGUCCGUACUUUUCGCUGUUCGAUCCUGUUUCCGUGCCGUUCUCGAUGUGAUACCUUGUAUCUCAUAAGUUGCCUCUUUGUCACAAUACAUUUCUUUUGUAUCUUUUUAAUAGACCAUCUAUUCCGUGUUCUUAGAUACAGUUACUAGAUUUUCUUUUUAGGUCGAGUUAGAGGUAGACAAGAUGAGCCAAUUGGGGGAUUUCGAAGCUGUCCGAAAGGAUAUUGCAAAGCUCUUGCACCAACCUGAAUACGAUGAUGGAAGUGCCGGGCCGGUGUUGGUUCGCCUUGCUUGGUAUGUUCGCACCCUCAAUCUGCUACCUGGGCCCGUUUAAUAGGUCGUAGGCACUCAGCAGGAACCUACGAUGCAGAAACAGAUACCGGCGGGUCGAAUGGAGCUGGCAUGCGAUAUGAAGCUGAAGGUGGCGACCCUGCGAACGCAGGCCUUCAACAUGCGCGUGUCUUCCUCGAACCGGUCAAGGCCAAGCAUCCCUGGAUUACUUACGCAGAUCUCUGGACACUUGCCGGCGUGGUGGCUAUACAGGAGAUGGGAGGGCCUUUGAUACCGUGGCAAGGUGGCCGGACAGAUUAUGUCGAUGAUAGCAAGCUGCCACCUCGCGGCCGAUUGCCGGAUGCUACACAAGGAUACGAUCAUUUAAGACGGAUAUUCUACCGGAUGGGUUUUACUGAUCAGGAGAUUGUUGCGUUGUCGGGAGCACAUAACCUUGGACGCUGUCACUCUGAUCGUUCUGGGUUUGAGGGAGCUUGGGUCAAUAAUCCGACGAGAUUUUCAAACCAAUAUUUCGUUUUGUUGCUGUCGCUACAAUGGAGGAAGAAAACUCUGAAGAACGGAAUCGAACAAUUCGUACACUACGACGACGACUCGGAGACCGAACUUAUGAUGCUACCAACCGAUAUGGCUUUGAGACAGGACAAGGUUUUCCUAAAGUACGUGGAGCAGUAUGCAACCAAUAAGGAUGUCUUUUUUGUGGAUUUUACGAAGGUUUUUGCCAAGUUGCUGGAACUUGGUAUCCAGAGAGAUGCAGAGGGGAGGAUCACCAAUUCAGACAAUGUGAAGGGAGGAUAUCAUUCUGCGCCGAAGAAGGAGUCUACCCCUGGAACAAACGAGACAACAGAUGACAAGGUUGGACCGAGUGAGGGCGAGCCAUUGAUGGAAGAAAACAAGGCUUUCAGAGCCAGGUUGUGAAGGCUGGGAAGUCAGUCUUGUAUGAUAUAAACUUUGCAAUAGACGUAGAUUUAGACCUGGGAUAGAAUUGGUUAUGAUAGA
Cadophora gregata is the source of this 1408-nucleotide messenger RNA. RefSeq lists its product as uncharacterized. The record is from RefSeq and is a predicted model, not a curated record. The transcript has a single exon. Gene Ontology annotation, biological process: hydrogen peroxide catabolic process; response to reactive oxygen species; cellular response to oxidative stress. Gene Ontology annotation, molecular function: heme binding; peroxidase activity. Bases 524 to 1327 code for a protein of 267 amino acids. Lineage: Eukaryota; Fungi; Ascomycota; Leotiomycetes; Helotiales; Ploettnerulaceae.